Molecule: messenger RNA, 5829 nt
Organism: Anarrhichthys ocellatus (wolf-eel)
Lineage: Eukaryota; Metazoa; Chordata; Actinopteri; Perciformes; Anarhichadidae
Exons: 8
Coding region: 329-4957 (1542 amino acids)
Biological process (GO): cell differentiation
Source: RefSeq, a predicted model, not a curated record
GUUCACCUCUUGUACCCUCUGGUAGGCGAGGCUGAGACAUUUGUUUAGUAAGGGCGUGUCGCGUACCGGUGCUCCUUCUUCGCCAGCCUGCCAAGCCAGGGCUUGUACCCAUGGAGAUUACAGGUGUGUUAUGAAAGCAUUAGAGGUACAGCAGAGACCGGUAGAUACCUGAGAUUCAGAGGAAGAUCAAGGGAGAGACGGAGUGAUAACACAAGAGGCAGUGAGAGAUGAGGGAUGGACAUAGGGAAGUCACUGGAAAGACAGAAUGAGCGCGCAUUCUGUAGUCGGGAGAUGGUGCAGCCAGGGCGUAGCUCCACUGUGAGUUGCUAUGUCAAACCGUGACUCGCUGGGGUUCGGGGAACUGCUUCCCCAGGACGUGGUUGAUAUUUUUGCCCAGGAGAAGCACAGCAAGAGGGGCCGGAAGAAGCGCAGUCGCUCCCUGAACCAAGCUCUGACCUGGCUGAAGGGUAAGAAGAGGAAGGAUCUUGAUGCUAAGGGAAAACGCCUGGGUCUAGGUCCUGCACUUGACUUAGCUUUGGAUGGGCAUCAGGGUGGACACAAGGGAGGACUGAAGUCAGGAAGACAGACUCAUUCACAAGGUAACAUUAAUGCUGUCCCAAAGCGAGAUGACGAUGACAAGACCCCGGCACCCCCGUUGCUCCAGGAGAACGUGUUCAUUGAGGCCAGCAGGCCCAAAUAUCUGGAGAACCUUCACUCCGAGGCCCUGGAGGGAUUAAAAAUGAUGCAGCAGGAAGAAUCAAACAAUGGAAUAGAGUUCCAGGACAAUGAAAGCGUGAUUUCGUCAAUGACAGUCCACACAGACGGCGAAGGUGGAGGGUUUAUGACCGACAGUACCAUAUCUUCUGUCGUCUCUGUACAAUCAUCUGUGUCCACAAGAUCUUCCCGAUCUGGACUCACCAGACAAGAAUCAACAUUCAGGCCCUUGAACUCUGGCAAAAAGUCAGAAAAGACCAAGACAAGGAGAAGACACAGGAAGACUGUUGCGGGAAUCCCACAGCAUGUUCAGAGAGAACUGGGCCUGGACAGAGUGGGUUGGGCACUGACUCAGAGGUUAGAUGAGGAACAGCUCUAUAAUGGUGAAACUGACAACUCAACCACUGAUGGGCCACAAAAGGGAGCCAGUGCCAGCCUUCAGAACAUGAACACCAACCUUCCCCUCAACAAAGACCAACUCAAGCAGUUUGGUGACCAUGCUGGUCAUAGGGAUGACCUUGGCCUGCUGCACCGCCUUGGUCCGGACUUCUCAGGUGGGCAGAGGAAUCAGUCCCUGGCCGUUCCCUGGAUGACCACUGCCAACAGCCUCCAGCAGGAGCCGCCGAGCCCUGUCAUUACCAUGUCACCCCAGGCCGCCUAUAUGUCCAAAAUCAUUCCCAACGCUGUGCUGCCACCCUCCAUCGAGGUGCUGGAAAUAAGCCGUGGACGGAGUCACAACAGCAUCCGCACCGUCAGCAAGAGCAGUCUGCUGCUGUCCAGCCCGCCCCCCUCCCGUGCUUCCUCAAGAGCCUCUUCCUCCAGAACCACUUCCUCGAGAUCCUCCAACAUCACCUCCGCCUCCCGCUACAACCCUAUGAAUAUGUCCGACAGCUCUUGUUGGAGCAACUCUGAGUCCUCAGAGACCUUGGUAUCUGACUCCUCUACUAUAUCCAGGAGCAGCACCCCAAGACAGAGGAGGUCACAGGGCGGAGAUGCCUCUGCUAAAGAGGACAAAAUCAGUGUUCACUCCUCCAUCAGCAAGGUUUCAAAAUGCACGUCCAAUGGCAAGCUCAUUAUUAAAGGGGAGGGGAUUAAAAACGACGAGCCGUUUGCGCGUAGCCUCUCUGUCAUGAAACCCAAGAGAGCUCCUCCUCCUCCAAGCCGCUCCUAUUCCCUUCACAAUAAGAUGAAGCGACGGUCACGUGAUCUGGCAGAGAUAAGGGUCAACGCAGGAGAAUCCUCUCUCCAUAACCUCUCAGCCUCUGGUGAGGAAAAUGAAAAAAACAGAUCGGGAUAUUCUCCUGUGCCCUCCACAACCAGCCCUGGAUACACUGCUGACACCAGUUCUCUGGACGACUCUACAGGUUCUGCAUCAUUCAGUCCCAUCAGAUCCCAGCUCCAGAAACUUAAAGCAGAGGAAACUGCAAAGGGUGAGGAAAAGGAUUCCAAAGAUGCUUCACAAGAGAAGCUCAGCAAAAUAAUAUCCCCAUCCAGUGGCUACUCCAGCCAAGAUGGCGCAUCGUCACAGGUUUCUAAACAGCCCCACAAGAGAGGCAUCUUAGCAACACUUCAAAGGUUUUUUCCAGGCUCCACUUCUGCUGCUUCAACCGCAUCCCCACUCCCGCAGGAUCUCAAACCUGACACGGUCGAUACGGUCAACGUCAGCCCUUCUGUAAGGGCCUUGAGAGAACUCUUCAACAUCCCUCCGCCACCUAAAGUCCAUGCACCUCCAGCCCCUCCUCCAGAGGUAUGGGCCCACAGCAAGCGUUCCUUUGAGCUGCUGCUGGGACCUCCGGCACCUGAUAACCUUUACGCUAUCAUAAAGAAGAAUCCAAAGGACAGGAGACAACAGAGGCAGUCUCCUUCUGCAUCUACAGAGAGCUCUGUGAAGAGCUUAGUGAUAGAGAGAAAACACAAGAAUCCAGCUGUGACAGUAGAGUCCGUUAAUAGAUCCCUAAAUGUGCUGGAGACAAAGGAAGUUCAGGAAAGUGGGAUUGUGAGUGCAGAGAUUCACAAAGAGAACAGCAGAUUGGCUGAGCAGAAUGUUGAUUUGAAAGGAAACAGUAAAGUGACAGAAAACGAUGAGAAAGGCAGAGUAAGUGACAUAAUAAAUGUGAUGUUAGUGAGGGCCGUACAGAAACGUGAAGGAAGGCUGGAAGCAGUGACAGAAGAAGAAGAAGCCAAGAAGACAUCCACACAAACUUCAGAGGUAAAGACAUACACGGAUACAUUACCUGCCAUUUCAUUAGCACGCAUUUUUCCAUCUCCCUCUCCUCAUCUGGUGCACCAUCCUCCCCAACAGACCACGGUUGCUUCAGUCACAUCAGUUGUUGUGUCCCCCGAGUCGUCCUGGCCCCCACCACCUCCACCACUGGCACAGGCAGGCCUCAAUGGGCCUGAUGUGAUUGAUUUCCCUCUUCCACCUCCCCCAAUGUUUAGUGAGGUGGCGUUAGUUGUACCUGUUCAGGUGCCACCAGAGAGGUCCAUUCCUGGUAGUGACUCCUCUUGCACUACUACGUCUGUUAUAUCAGUUGUGAAAACAGAACGUGUUGGGAUGAACACAGAGAUUGAACCCAGUCCAUCCCAGGGGACCGCACCUCCACCCCUGAGUAUCCCACCUCCCCCACCAUAUACAGCUCCCCCUCCACCAGUUAAAGCAGUCUCCCCUCCUACUACUAAAAAGUUCUCUCCUCCUCCACCACCUAAAGAGGUGACUCCUCCUCCUCCUCCACCACCUAAAGAGGUGACUCCUCCUCCUCCACCACCUAAAGACGCAUCUCCUGUGAGGCCCAAAGAGUCCUCUCCUCCCCUGGUUCAAGAGGCGCCCCCUCCCCUUGUUAAAGACGUGUCCGUAACACUGGUUGCGGUGGUAUCACCUUCACCAGUUAAAGAGAUCUUCCCUCCACUGGUUAUCAAGGUCUCCCCUCAGCCUCCUACAGCUGUCUCCACUGAAGAGGCUUCUUUUCCAUCUACUCAAGAGAAUGCUUGUCAAUCCUCUGAAGAAGUUAGCAAGCUCACUCCACCACAAAGUGUGCCACCUCCACCACCCUUGCCGUCACAACCCAAGUCAGAACAGGAGAUUGAUCUUCCACAAGACAGCAUCCCAUUCAAAUCUGAACCCAGCCCAGUUUCAUCUUGCAGUAUUCUCACUCCCCCUCAGAGUAACCCCCCUCCGCCUUCAGUACAGCUACAGCUUCUCCUCCAACCUCAGGUGCAGCCCCAGAACACUGAUAGUCCAGCAACCCAAGAGCCCCCCCCUUCGCCACCAUCUGAAGUCUCUAUCCCACAAGCCCUCGAAAACUCUCCUUGCCCAGAAAAGGCUCAAGAACCUGCUCCUUCUGCACCUGAAAACAAUUAUUUACCUGUGCAGGAUCUUGCCAACAUUAAGGACCCGUCUAGUCCUUCAAGCACAGAAAAACAAGCCCCAGAACUGAUGUCUGACCCUGUUGUACAGGAGGAACCCGCUCACAUUUUCACCCCUUCACCCAAUAGCAGCCCUGAGACUCCUGAAGCUCAGAAGCAACCAGAGGCAGAGGUCACAAUGAGGAAGCAGCAGCUCAGCAAUCUGCUCCCAACCUCAUCUGCCAGUGGUGAGGCUCCUCAGAAGCCCAUCAGGAGGUCUCUGAUCAUCAUCUCUCCACCACCCACCUCUCCACCAACCACCUCUCCACCACUCACCUCUCCACCACCCACCUCACCACCUGCCAUUGUUACUGCACAACCAGCUCAGCCAAAGUCCCAGUCUGUUUUGGUUCUACCUGCAUCUUCAUCAACUACAGUCAUCUCCCCUACGAAAAAGUCUCCUCCUGCCAUGACCACCUCCCCUUCCAUGAACCUACAGGAAGCCAUCCGCCUGAGGACUGCAGCCAGAUCAAAAGCCGGCCCUCCAGCUCGCCUCAGCUUGAACGCUUCAACAUCACCAGUAGACCUCCGUAAGUCCCCCUCCUGCACGGCAAGCUUUAUCUUCUCCAAGAGCAACAAGGUGGUGGUGAUCGAGACCAAGCCAGCACUGGAAACCAUGGCGCAAACAGAGAAGAAGCUGGAGGUUUCCUCUGUAACAAAGGGAGUCAAGGUGCCACCACCUGUUGCAAAGAAACCCACAACGAAGGGUAAAGCGAUUGAGACUGAAGGGACAGAGCAAACUGCAGGACAGGAAGCACUGCAAGAGAGUAUCAUGGAUGCUGCAGAGAAAACAAACGGGACAGCAGGUACUGUUGAAUUAGGAGGGACGCCAUCGACAUGAUUGUAAAGACUGAAGGAGACCUGGGGAAGGACUUACUAACAACACUGAAUUUGCUGCAAGUUGGCCAUUGUGAGAGAGACAAGAAUCUGGAUUAGGAUAGACGAGAUGCUUAUUUCAAAGCUUGCAUUUGGAAAAUCCUUUGACUUUACAUUAAUGGUGUGGGUCUUAAUUUUCUCAAGUACUCAUUUAGCAUUUUACUAAGAGUGAUUACAGCACAUUUUCUUUUGCCAGAGGGUCCUCUGAGCUGCAAGAGAUGGGAAUACAUCACCCUCUAGUGUCAGAUAUUGAUUGUAUCACUUGUGUCCUGCUGAAUCAGAGCUUUAGUCAGUACUUGUAACAAUGGGACUUUUGGGCGCUCGUCUGUAAAUAGAGCACGAUUUUGUACAUUUAACAUAUCCAGGAAUGAUGGAUCUGUGCGACAGAGUUCUGUAUUUUCUUCAAAAGAGUUUCCACACCAAUUAUUUGUUAAAAAAAUAUUAUCUAAGUUAUUUUUCCUGUUUUCCUGUUCAGAGGAGGGUCUCUAUAGACAGAAUGUCUGCUUUGCAGUGUUGUGCCCAAAUAUCAUUUAAAUCAAGUUGUAUGGCUCUUAAUCGUUUCCAAAUUUAUGUUAUCAAGAAUCCCACGUCAUUUUGUGAUUCAGAGCUCUCUUUGUGCAUGACCAUUAAUGUCACACAAACAAUGAGCAGACAUGUAAAGCAAUACUAGAGUCGUUAUUUUUUUUGCUGCUUUUAGUUAAGCCACUGCCUUUCCUCAGUUAUUGCUAAAACAGUGGGAUAUUUGUGUACAACUAUAAUAUAUAGUUCAAACUGGUUUCAGACACUGUAAUGUAAUAAAUCAUUUAUAAUGGAAAGAAUAAAGAUUUAUGGACCGAU